AUGGCCAACCUGGACUGCUCAGAGCACUGCGCUCAGCUGCAUUCCGGGGACACUGCAGCUGUAAAAGAUGUAGCUCUUGCUGACAAAGUGGACAGCUUCUGGUCAACUGGAAGGACAAAGGAAAAUAAACACAGGGGAGAAGGACUCAGAUCAAAGAGCAGGAAUCAAGAGGACCCUCCUUACACACGCAGAUAUGCACUGCUGAGAGCAACAGGGCACUGGCACACGGAGAAGAGAGCACUGGGAGGGGACACCAUCAAUGUCUGUAAGCGCCUAAGAGGCGGCAGCAAAGAGGAUGGAUGCAGGCUCUUGCCGGCGGUGCCGCGCAACAGGACGAGAGUGAACGGGCAGAAACUGAUGCACAGGAAGCUGAAUGGACUCCACAGAGAGGCUGUGGAGUCCCCCUCACUGGAGAUAUUCAAAAGCUGUCUGCACACAGUUCUGGCCAUGUGCUCGGGAAUGACCCUGCUGGAGCAGGGAGAUUGGACGGGAGGACGCACUGCGGUCCCUACCGACCUGACCCAUGCAGUCCCACCCAUCCUCACCCCACCGCCGCCUCCCCACGGCCCGGGGGCGCGGAGAGGGAGCGGCGCUGAGCCAGCCCCGGCCGGGCCCCGCUCCCGGCUCCCGGCCCCCCGCUCCCGGCUCUGCUCGGCCGCACGGCCCCGCAGGUGGAAGCGAAGGGAGGUGCCCGGUGCGGGCACCGGGAGCUCCCCGGGACUGCGCUUUCUCAUCGUGUGUGCGGGAUCUCCGGGCGCUUCUGUGGGAACGGCAGCCGCACACAAACCCUCAGCCUGCCUUCCCUUCACUGCUCAAACACCAGCGACCGCAGUGCAGUUGAGAAAGGUGCUGCCUUUCAUCUAUCGUGCCAUUGGUUCAAAGCAUCUUCCUGCCAGUAACAUCAGUUUUGUUCAUCUUGAUUCCCAUCCAGACCUUCUUAUUCCUGUGAAUAUGCCUGCAGACACCGUAUUUGACAAAGAAGCUCUUUUUAGUGAAUUAAGUAUUGAAAACUGGAUUAUGCCUGCUGUUUAUGCUGGCCAUAUUUGCCAAGUAGUGUGGCUUCACCCACGCUGGGCUCAGCAGAUCUCAGAAGGGGAACACAAUUUUCUGAUUGGGAAAGAUGUAUCAACAACAACGAUCAGGGUUACAGGCACAGAUAAUUACUUCUUAAGUGAUGGUCUUUAUGUUCCUGCUGAUCAGCUAGAAAACCAGAAGCCUUUAAAUUUGCACGUCAUUCUCAUCAAUCCUACUGAAUCAUCAAACAGGCGUGAAGGAAAUGGUGAAGGAGCAUCUGCUAAAAGACUGAAGCUAAAUACAGAUGACACAGCAAGUGCCACUUCUGCCUCUUCAGUGGCUCCUGGUGGCAUUGAUCACAUCAUCCCGAGUGUGAAGAAAAAGGAAAUACAAAAUGCAGGUGCCCUGAAUGGGCCAGAAACCUUGGCAGAGGGCUCAGCUUCAAACUGUCUCAAAAACAGUGAAUACCCAAUAAGGGACAUUGUUAAAGAUGUGUGCCAAGUACUGCAGAAAGGGGAUGCAUAUGUUUUGGACAUCGACUUAGAUUUUUUUUCAGUUAAAAAUCCUUUUAAGGAAAUGUACACACAGACAGAAUAUGAACUCUUGCAAGAGUUGUACAAUUUCAAGAAGCCACAUAAAAAUGCAACAGAGGAAGAUUUGCUGGAUUGUGUUGAAAACCGUGUUCAUCAGCUGGAAGAUCUGGAAGCAGCAUUUGCGGAUUUGUGUGACAGUGAUGACGAAGAAACCCUACAGAAAUGGGCUUCAUAUCCUGGAAUGAAGCCACUCAUUCAACUAGUUCACAGUUUGAAAACCAGGAUGGAGAGCCCAGACUAUGAAAUGGUCCAUCAAGCUGGUCUGACCUGUGAUUAUGUGGAGCUUCCUCACCAUGUUAGCACUGAAGAUGAGAUUGAAGGCCUCAUACAAUCCAUUAAAGUUCUGCUGACAGAUCUACCCAAGCCCACACUGGUGACAGUUGCUCGCUCAAGUUUGGAUGACUACUGCCCUUCAGAGCAGGUUGACAUAAUUCAAGAGAAGGUUCUCAAUUUACUACGUUCAGUGUAUGGUUCACUGGAUGUGCAGUUAGAUUACUCAAGCACUUCAUCUUCUUCAUGACCUUUCUUCAUGUGUUGCUGUCUAAUGCAAAGGAUUAAUUUAAAUUGUUCAUUAGCUGUGACUGCAAAGGGAAAACUGCUGUUAUUUCAGCAGGUGGCACUAGAGCCCAAGCUGA
Molecule: messenger RNA, 2242 nt
Organism: Ficedula albicollis (Collared flycatcher)
Lineage: Eukaryota; Metazoa; Chordata; Aves; Passeriformes; Muscicapidae
Gene: C2H5orf22
Product: chromosome 2 open reading frame, human C5orf22
Exons: 11
Coding region: 1-2127 (708 amino acids)
Source: RefSeq, a predicted model, not a curated record